Messenger RNA from Tympanuchus pallidicinctus (lesser prairie-chicken), 6416 nucleotides. RefSeq names its product KLF transcription factor 3 (gene KLF3). Gene Ontology annotation, molecular function: RNA polymerase II cis-regulatory region sequence-specific DNA binding; DNA-binding transcription factor activity, RNA polymerase II-specific. The record is from RefSeq and is a predicted model, not a curated record. Bases 1686 to 2729 code for a protein of 347 amino acids. Gene Ontology annotation, biological process: regulation of transcription by RNA polymerase II. NCBI's taxonomy places the organism in Eukaryota, Metazoa, Chordata, Aves, Galliformes, Phasianidae. The transcript is spliced from 7 exons.
GGGGGUCCGGCCCGGCCCCUCGCGGCUCCCCCGGGGGUUCGGCCGCGGGAAGGGGGAACGGUGUCAGCGGAUCUCAACGUGGCACGGCGUCGGGCGGCGCUGGGGUGAAAAGAACGGCGGGUUCUGCGUGUCCAUCGGAGGGCGAGUGCUGCCCGGCGGCGGGGAACGCCGCUGCAGGAGCUCGCCGUUGGAAAGUGCUUAAGCGGGGACGAUACGGGCUCUCGGAAAUAGGUUUUCCCGCAUAUCGUCACCGAGCGUAGCACCACGUUGCAGCGAGGUCGGUGAAGUUCAACCACGCAGCGUCCAGGGAAGCGCCGCGGUUAAAUAUGGAAUUAGAAAUAACGACCGUAGUUCGGCUCCCUUUUCUGGACGUCGCUUUGUAAAGCCGAAAAGGGAGCGGGAUAUUUGCUUUGGAGCGGAGUCAGCGGCGGCCCGGGGACGCCAGGCGCGGGUACUGAGGCGGGCGCCCGAGGGCUGCGUGGGGCGCGCAGCGGAGCCGGGCCGCCUCGUGCUCGUGCCGCUGCCCGGCAGACGCGGUCAGGUACCUGCAUUGUCCGCUCGCUGCGUUCGCUUCCCGGCCCCUGAAAGAGCAGGAAGUGGAGCUGAGCUCUGAGGGCUGUAUUGUUACUAGAAGCUCCGUUUGGGUGGCGGGAGGAGAGCUUUGAAGACUUUAUUUAAGCUAAUAAUAUCCGUGAAUGCUCGUUACCUGCAUCCAAGACAAAGGAUUACAGGGCUCCACGGUAAUGACUUUUUCCACUGAGUGCUUUUAAGACGCGUGUUCUUGGUAAUUGCAUGAGGAACUCUGUGUGAGAGGAGCUCCAUCUGGAUCUGAUAAUCCUGCCUGACCCUGGAGAGUUACUUCGGACCAACCUUCGUAUUUUUAAGAACUUUUUGUCUAAUAUAAAAAUACAAAAACCUGAGUAUGCUGACAUGAGUGACCGCUUCUGUUUUUGUCCAAGCAAACAAAUGCCUUUUUUUUUUUUUUUUUUUUUUUUCCUUCCCAGAAUGCGCUGUGCAGACUGGGAGGGAGACUGGUGUCAAGGGCAGGGAGAAAAGAUACUAAAUGUGUUGCUUCCUUCCACGAGGAACCGGACAGAACUUCCUCAAAGUAGCAGAGCCCUGAGGGAGCCCUGAGGUGCUCUGGGGAUGUGACCUGUGCAACCAGUGCCUGCAUUGCCAACAGCAAAAGCCUUCAGACAAAUAACCAUGUAAAUGUGAGCGAGAUCAGACAAAGGUCCUGAGAUGUUGGAGAUAGGAGUUGCGCAAUACAGGUGCUGCUUACAGUCCCAGAUACUCGCCAUGAAGAGGAGCUGGUAGAUCAGCAUGGAGCCGACAGCUGCUGGAGCUGCUGCUGUGACCCACCAUGUAGUUUGCUGUGAGACAGUCUCACCGUGGAUAGCAUUAGGUGUCUCACCCAUAGGGUACAAGCAACCAAAGCAUGUCAGGGUCAGGGAAGAUGGCACUGAAACCACAGCUUUGAAGGAAAACACACCUUGAAGUUGCCGUAAUGGGCAUCUGGACCAGAUGUACCCUUGCUCUGCUUCCAUCUUGAAGAAUUCAUUUGUCGAGCUGUGACAAUAACAGUAUUACCUCCACAGGUCACGAGAACCCCAGAUUGCAAGAAGCAUUUGUCCACACAGUUUUGGACAGGACAUCACAGGCAUCAGAAGAGGUGAAUAAAGAAGAUGCUAAUGUUUGAUCCAGUCCCUAUCAAGCAAGAAGCCAUGGACCCCAUUUCAGUGUCAUACCCAUCCAAUUACAUGGACCAAAUGAAGCCAAACAAAUACAGCGUCAUUUAUUCUGCACCAAGCAUGUUGCACAAUAAAUUCUACUCAAACCCUGACAGACUGUCGAAUGGAAUCCAGAUGGAGCCAGUAGACCUUACGGUGAACAAGCGAAGCUCACCGCCUUCGGCUGGCAGUUCUCCUUCACCUUUAAAAUUUCAGACUGUGCAUAGGAGAACUUCCCCUGGAUUGACUCUGUCCUCACCCAGCUCUCCCAUCAGUAAAUUCACACCGUCACCCCCAGGAGUACAGCCGUUAUCCAUGCCUAUAACAAUCCCUCCUGUAAUGGCUGCUGCUCUUUCCCGCCACGGACUGAGAAGCCCUGGGAUACUCCCAGUCAUUCAGCCUGUUGUUGUCCAGCCAGUUCCUUUCAUGUAUGCUCCCCAUCUCCAGCAGCCCAUCAUGGUAUCUACAGUCCUUACAGAUGAAAUGGAAAGUCCAAGCAGCAUGCAAGUGCCUGUUAUUGAGUCCUUCGAGAAGCCUGCUCUGAAGAAAGCAAUUAAAGUAGAACCGGGAAGCGAACCAGCAAAGACUGACUUCUAUCCUGAACGAAUGUCACCUCCAAUGACCUCAUUGUCUCCCCAGGAAGUAAUGCUGCAAGAGAAUCACCCUUCGGUUAUAGUUCAGCCAGGGAAGAGACCUUUGCCAGUGGAGUCGCCAGACACGCAAAGAAAACGCAGAAUACAUCGGUGCGAUUAUGAAGGCUGCAACAAGGUCUACACUAAAAGCUCCCAUCUGAAGGCUCACAGAAGAACCCAUACAGGUGAAAAACCAUACAAAUGCACUUGGGAGGGAUGCACGUGGAAGUUUGCUCGUUCUGAUGAACUAACGCGGCAUUUCCGCAAGCAUACGGGAAUCAAACCUUUUCAGUGCCCAGACUGUGACCGUAGCUUUUCACGCUCGGACCAUCUUACUCUUCACAGAAAACGUCACAUGCUAGUCUGAGUGUCUUCUGCCCCCGACUCCUGUCAACAUUUUUUUUUUUACACAUGCAUUUUAAUUCGAGUUCAGCUGGUCUGAAUCUCUGUAGUUUAUACCAUUAAAAGCUUACGUAUGGUCAGUACUAGAUGUUAUCUAAACCUAUGUCCUUGCCACGGGUCAGACCUAAAGAAUGUGAACAAUUGUUUUGUUCUGUUUUGUUUUUCUUUCUCCUGGGGAUGCUAAGCAAACCCUUUCUUCAGAGAGUGUGUUUAAUGUAUUCCAUUGUGAAUAAGGGAAUUUGUAAACAAACAGCUUUUGUUGGUUUCUUCAUAUAGUCAACCCCCACUGUAUACUGAUAAACUAGUAGAUGUUAUUGAAUAUCCAAAAUGCUCAUCCUUGGCAGAGACAUUGUUUAUGUGCCCUGUGCAAGGCAUACUCUCAUUUUAUGCUCAGCAAUGCAAUGAAUGGACUUCCUCAACCUUGCUGAUUUCUGCAGUAUAAUUAAUACAACAGUUUUAGAAAGACACCUGAUUUAGAAAUCCCCUCUGCCCAAACAGUGGGUAACACUGUAGAAGUAAAUCUAAGCAAUAUACUUUACAGAAAGAUUGAGUCACAGUAUCACCUCUGUCGAGAAGAAAAAUUAGGAGAAACUGGUCUGUACAUAACACUGUGCAUCUAAACCAAUGCCAUCUGUCCUUUGUAUUAUAGCAUAGUAUUCAACCAUGUUUUUAUUGCAUACUGCCCUGGUGGAUUUGUUAAAUGAAGAUCUUGUGUGACACUGUAUGUCUGUUUUCUGUGCAACUGAGUGGAUGGAACAUACAUGGUACUCUCCUAUAACAUGGCAUUAAAAGAUAUUCAUAGAAACCUUCCACACCUCAUUCCAGGCUUAUAGACUGUCCCUCUGUAACCAUUCCCUUAUGUUUCCUCUAAAUAAUUUUUUUCUCCUUACUGUACCUCAGAAAAUAGAAAUCAUCAUGUCAGAAACGCUCCAAUGUAUUGUUGCAAGUGCCACUUUAAUACACUACAAAAUACUACGUAUUUUGAAAUAUUAAUAUUUUAAUCACAAAAUGGCAUCAAAUAUGAAGCACUUCUGUGAUAAACUGAGUCACGUAUCUGGUUAAAAGUAUGUGCCAGAUCAUCCAUUUGACAGCUCUGAUCUGUGGCUCUGGUAUUCUCGCAGUGCUCAGUAGAUGGAGCUUCCCUUGUGGAUGCAUCUAUCGCAUUAAAACGUGUCACCAACUCCCAUGUCAGUAGUAAACACAACUUAAUUGCUCAAAUACAAGCAAGCUGAAUUCAGACAACCAGCUGCUCUUAGCAAUGUUCCAGUACUUGGAACUUCUCCACAGGAGGGAGGGUUUCUCUCUAUUAGCUGUCAGGUUCUGUGGUACUAAAAAGAAACAGGAUCUGUUUGUCUAGACUUGAGCAACUGUUGAGUGUUUGUUCUUCACCCUGUGUGAGGUGAACAUAAUUGUGUGCCAUAUAAACUUGGUAAAAAUCAGAUCUUCCUUUGUCUUGGAAAGCCCCACUGGAAAACAGGGCCGUGGGGAGGAGGUUUGCAGAGUCCUCCAGGAGGAGUCAGGUUGGAGGUCCAUCCUCAGGUGGGUACCUCAGGACCUGUGGAGAGCAACGCUGGGCUGUGGGGAGUCCAAGAGCAGCAGGCUGAAAUCAUCUGCAGGUGCACAGCUGGAACGUGAGGAGCCUUCCACAUUUGCUUCCUUGAUGGUGGGGUUUCCAGCUCACCUUGGGUACCCAUGAGUGGAGAGAGAGGAGAUCUGUUCUUAGAGAAAAAUGUUCAUAGUGAUUGCUGUAAAAUGCAAACUAUUGCUCAAAUUGUGUAGCAAAUCUUACAUAUGUGAAUAUGAAACUGUCAAGUUUAUUUAAGGAACAUCUGUGCUCUGCAAAGGGCAGAAUGGGGAUUACAUAGCUAAGGCCGUUCUGCACCUUUUAUAGAGAAAAUCUUUAGGCUCUUUAUGUUGCCAUGCAUCCUCAGGACCUGGGGCUCAACUGAUCCAUUCAGAACCGAAAAACUUCAAAAACCAAUUGGUCCCUUUCUGUCUGACUACUCGGUUACUAACACUGAUGAACAUGCAGGAAAGAGAUUGCUGUUAAUGAGCAACUGGUUUAAAAUUGUGCUUUAUCAUUGGAUUUUUAUCUUUUAUUUUUGGAGUGAGCAAUGUCACAGGGAGUCAGACUUAGCUUCACUUGCAAGACUCCAGGUAGUGAUGGUGGUUCAUUGACAUUGAGCUGUCACUGGCAGAGGGCAAUGUGGAACUGCUAUAGCAUCAAAUACAAGCAUACAGCUAUGUGGUGUCCUGGGAUAAAAACAAUUCUCAGCCUGUUCAAGGGCGCAGAAAGAGGUGAGAUCCUAUUGACCCACAAGUGGGUCAAGGACAACGGAUCCCAUGUUUAGCUUAACAGAUUGAAAUGCCUGGGAUUUAGGAUGAUAAAGCAGCAUUUCUUUCCAAUACUCUUCUUUCAAGGUUUCCACAUUUAUUUUUUAAUAGAAAUCUAAAAUACCAUAGAGGCGUCCUUUAAUUUGCCUAUGUACCUUUUUCUUGAAAAUAUUUAUGGUAAUGGUGCAGAUGAAGACAGCAGAGAUGCAAUAGAACUUUUAAGUGUCUUUAGCUAUGUGCCUUGUGAUUUAGGACACCAGAAAUUUAAAUAUUAAAUAUAAAUAUUUCAGACUGUUUCAGGUAAAUGCUUUGUAGGAUUUCUCACUUGGUCUGUGGGUGUCUCUGUGGAAUGUCAAAGAAGCCACCUGUACACAGGCUUUCAUCUUUCAGCUGAAAACGCGCGUUUACAUCUUCUGUGGCUCGUUGACUCAUUCAGCAAAUUUUGGUUUGAGGGCUGUUGUGAAAUUUUUUAAACCACACGACUAAAUACUUUCAAUAAAACAGCCUAUUCCAUGUAUGGCUUAAAGAGAGGCCUGUUUAGAUAACAAGGCAGACUAAUCCUGCAAGAGGUGAUCAUCUUAAAAAAAAAAAUCACUAGCAGUGCUGCACCGUGCAGUGAGUAGUAAUAAAUGAUACUGCUCCUGCUUCAUCCUUUUGUUAUAAUGUUUUACUGGGUUCUGUGACAAUCCCAAAAAGCUCAGCUUUUGGGUGUUAUGGUGUGGUUUUAUUUAAACAUAACUGCCAUUCUGCAGCAAUAUUUCUAAUGCCACAUCUUGUCCAAAUGCAUUGUUGUCUCUGCUGAGGUUAGCUAUGUGUAGAAGAAUAUAAAUCCAUUUUACAAAUCCAAGUAGGGCUACACCAGUUUUCAUUACAUUUUACAGAUACUAGCACUUUUACGCUAUUUAUGUACUUCAAAUGUUAGAGGGUCAAAAUAAUCUUUUCGCUUAGCAUCUCUCACCUGCAAAUAUAGCAGGGAUGUUAUAUUUACUUCAAUACGUGUAUAAACUAUGCAGAUUUUUUUUUUUUUAAGAAAAUGUAAUAUAUUUUAUAAGCUAAUAAGAUUGAAUGGGUAAUUAAAGGUUUCUAGCGUGCGUUACUAUAACUUGCAAAUAUGGAAACAUUUUGGUAAUCUUUCUUACUAAAGAUGUGAAUGUUUAAUAUACUUUUACUGUUUCUACUUUGGUAGCCAAUGGGAAUUCAGUAAUGACAUUUUGUCAUGUUGAACUGUGAACAGAAAUUUGUACUGUACAGUCCUCAUACUAUAUUUAGUACAAAAUACAUAUCUAUGAUAACUGUUAAUAAAGCCAUCAGAAUAUUA